GCCCUGCUUACGUUACGGGUCUAGCGAAGAUCCGUGCCACACUAGUGGGGCUAAGUACAUGUACAGUCACGAACACAAAUAACACGAGCACACUUGAGACGAGAUCGCGCUCAAGACGAGCAUAUUUCUUCAGUCCCGUUCAAAAUCGUCACGUAUGAGAGAAAACUUACGUGUACUUAAAACGAGCUACAUGUACACGCAUCUGUGUAUUAUUACAUAUUUCCGAGAAAUGGGGGACUCAGAUGAUGACAUACCAAAGCUUUCUGCUGAAACUAUGGCAGCAUUGCAAGAGUUUUAUGGAAGCCAAGAAACAGAUGAUAUUAGUGAAAACUGGAGUCUGUCACAGUUUUGGUACAGUGAUGCUACUGCUGAAGUAUUGGCCAAGGAAGCCCUCCAAGCUGCUGGUUUAACUGGAAGAAUAGCUUGUGUGGCCUGCCCUACUCUCUACCAGAAACUCCAACAUUUAAAACCAGCUACAUGCACUACAGUACUUCUUGAGUUUGAUAAAAGGUUUGCCAUCUACAAAGAAGACUUUGUGUUUUACGACUACAACACACCACUAAAACUUACCAACCUACAAGAAAACUCCUUUGAUGUGGUGGUUGCUGACCCUCCAUACUUAUCUGAAGAGUGUCUGAGGAAAAUAGCCCAAACUGUGCAGUUUUUAAGCAGUGAUAAAGUCAUAUUGUGUACAGGUGCUGUAAUGGAGGAUUUGGCACGAGAGCUCCUUGGUGUUUCAGUGUGUUUAUUCAUUCCAAGUCAUUCAAGAAGUCUAGCUAAUGCAUUCCGCUGCUUUGCCAACUUUAAGACGCAUCUCCUUAAUCAAACAGUAGCUGAUGCAUAGCAAGAUUCUCUACUUUAUGGAUUUUUUCUGGUUUCUACACACUCGUUUUUAAACAUGAUUUUGCUUAAAACAAAACUUGCUGAAGGUUUGUGUGUUGGAAAAGAGUGUCUGUGGUCAAAGUUAAAGGUAACUACAGACAACAAAACAAGAAGUAAGUCAUGUUGCUUACCUUUUGCCUUCAUUUUUUUGUUAAUUUGGAAUUGAGGAUUGCCAGUUAAAAAUGGUGAUGUGUUUCAUCAAAUGUUUAAGUUUACAGUCAGUGUUACACAAAAUAACAUUUUUGGGGGGACAACAGUUGUGUGUUUUUUGUGUGUGAUGAAUAGAGAAUUAUUAAGUUGAAGUAUGAUGCUAUUGGUUUUAUCCGAGGGUCAGAAGCCUUUUGAUGGGUUCCAGUGGCCUUCUGUAAACAUGCAUAUUUGAUAGGCAUUCACCCAAACUGUAACAUUUUAUAUCUAUGUUAAUCUUGAUUUUAUGUGCAAAACGUGUCCAUUGUUAACAACAUAUGCAUGUAAGCAUCUAGACAGUCACUUUUUCAUUCACUGCACAGGCAAGUAAUGUGGAUUUCAAUACCUUUAACGCUCAGCUGUCCCAUGUCACAGAUUUAAAUAGACAUGUAGUAGGCAUUGCUUUGUGGUUAUUAAAAUCAUGCAUGUACAUUAUCAUUGG
Molecule: messenger RNA, 1510 nt
Organism: Acanthaster planci (crown-of-thorns starfish)
Lineage: Eukaryota; Metazoa; Echinodermata; Asteroidea; Valvatida; Acanthasteridae
Product: EEF1A lysine methyltransferase 1-like
Biological process (GO): methylation
Molecular function (GO): nucleic acid binding; protein-lysine N-methyltransferase activity
Source: RefSeq, a predicted model, not a curated record